UGGAAUACAUAACAAAGGAAAUGACAAUAUAGUGAUGUUUCUGGGAAGUUGAUAGAUUGCAGAAUAUUGAUGUUGUGCUAAAUUCGAUGACUUGUACAGAUGGGUUGAGAGGAUUAUAGACAUAGGACGGAUUAACAAUUAAGAAAUCACUGUGACUGUUUAUAAUAGGAAUAUAAUUGUGUUUGAUUUCAUUAUUGUCUAUAAACCAUAAAGAUUGGCAUUUUGGCAAAGGACGUGCUAAUGUGAUCGAGUUAUCAAAUGAACCAAUUCAAUUAUUUUGACUAAUACACUAGACACUUUCUCUUGAAAGAUUGGAAGUGGAAAAUUGGACUCAAGACAAAUGGAAUUUGGAUUGAAUUGGGUAUAGAAAUACAAUUACAUAACAAACCAGUUGUCCGAGACUUGAAACAUCCAAGAUGGACAUACUGGACAUUUUGCUCAAAUAUCUGUUCGUUUUGGUGUCAUAUUGUUUUAUGUUUGUCACAAUGGACAAAAGAGAUCCGAUGAACAUAGGUGUUAUUCUUGGUAACACUGAGCGUCAAAACGUCCUAAGGUUUGCCUGGGUGACCUAUAGAGAGAAAUACAGCACCCCGAAUGCCAUGAAACUCGAUAUUGAUGACAUUGACAUCAGCAACAGUCAUCUUCUCAUCAGCAAACUAUGCAAACAUGUGGCCAAAGGCUCCAUUAUGAUGGUGGCGGAUUACAAUCCUCUGACAUACGGGAGCGUUCAGUCUUAUGCUCACUACCUUAAUGUGCCAACUUUGGUUCCCGGCGGCACGGGAAGCGGUGUCCAUGGCAACUACAGAUAUGACGUCAGAUUACUUCCGCCCACUAUAGACGCUAUAAGUGACGUCAUCAAAUAUUUUCAAUGGAAUAGUAUCGUGUAUUAUUUAUUUGACACGAAUGAUGGCCUACUCAGGUUGCAGCAGUUAUUUGACAGUUUCGAGUCAGGAGAUUUUUACACUCCCGUGAUCCGCCCACGUCGUAUCGCCAAUAUAUCAGACUGCUACGAUGUUCUCAGACGUAUCGAUAGAGGGAAACCUCCUUUGAGAAUUGUGCUCGACCUGUCCGGAAGAGAGGCAUAUGAACAAGUACUACAUCAAAUAGUCGAUGUCGGAAUGAAUCGAGAUGGGUACCACUAUGUUCUAGGCGGUCUCGGAAUAGACGAGCUUGACCUUGGCACGUUUGUCUACGGAGGUGUGAACAUUACUGGCUUUAGCAUUGUCGAUAAAUUCUCGACAGAAAACGCUGAACUUAUUAGUAAAGCACAGGAAUUCACUUUACACCCGGUCGGAAAAAUAACGGUUGAGAAAGCGCUGGUGAUCGACACUAUCCAUGUUCUGGUGCUUGCAGCACAGAGUCUUACCGAGGACGCUACUAUAAGUAUAAAUCGGGGUAGAUACCAAAGGGUUGGAAGUAAGCUGGGGAGCACAGACUGCAGUGGAGAAACAUUACAACAGACAUUUGAUGGUGAAAUGGUGCUCCGAAAAUUGAAAAAUGUUAAAACGUACGGUUUGACGGGAAAUAUCGAAUUCAAUGAAUAUGGGGCCCGUCAGAAUUACCUGUUCAAAGUUUAUCAACUGGAGUUGAAAAAACCGCUGCGACAGGUUGGUUUCUGGACACCGAACAGAGGAUUGAACACCACCCUUCCUAAACCGCCUGAACGACCUAACAUUUCCCUCAACAGGACUCUCCGCGUGAUCACUAUACUGGAAGAGCCUUUUGUGCAGUACAAAAAGAACAAUGAUGGUAACGGCGCGCCAAGGGUCGACGGAAAAUAUCUUGAGGGUUAUUGUAUAGACCUGGCCAAAAUGCUUCAAGAGAAGUGCGACACCCCUUACGACUAUUACAUUGAUUUGGUCGGGGACUCAUCGUACGGAACAUGGUAUAAGGACGAGGGAUGCUGGGAUGGAAUGAUUGGAGAACUCCUGGACACGAGGAAAUGCCCUAAAGGGGGGGAAAGGAAGAAGGCAGACAUGGCGAUUGCACCACUAACAAUUAACGAAGAAAGACAAAGAGUCGUAGAUUUCACGAAGCCGUUCAUGAAAACGGGCAUUAGCAUAAUGAUUAAGAAACCCGAUAAAGAGAAGCCAGGAAUAUUCUCCUUCAUGUACCCGCUCUCCAACCUCGUCUGGGCAUGCGUCAUGCUGGCCUUCGUUGGCGUUAGUCUCGUGUUGUUCUUUGUCGGUCGGUGGAGCCCAUUGGAGUGGGCGGAACAGGAUCCGAAAGGGGGAACGCCCAUCAAUAACUUUAACCUUUUAAACACUCUGUGGUUUACUCUUGGUGCGCUAAUGCAGCAGGGUUCUGAUACAUUUCCAAGGUCCUACUCCGGACGGAUUGUUGGGAGCGCCUGGUGGUUUUUCACAUUGAUACUCAUCUCUUCUUACACCGCGAACCUCGCCGCGUUCCUCACCAUCGAGAGGCUUACUCCGCCUAUCAACAGCGCCGAUGAACUUGUUCGUCAUCCAAAAAUCAAAUACGGCACUCUUAGUAGAGGCUCUAGCCGUGCGUUUUUUAAGGAAUCAAAAGUGGACACAUACAAGAAAAUGUGGAAUCAUAUGAGCGCCCACGAAGAGCGUGUCAUGGUUAACUCUACCCUUUCGGGCGUGACCAAAGUAAGAAACAGCAAGGGAGAAUACGCCUUUCUGAUGGAAGAAGCGUAUAAUAAAUUCCACAAUCAGCGAAGACCCUGCAAUACCAUGAGGGUCGGAAAUAACCUCGACAACAAGGGUUACGGUAUUGCAACACCCAUCGGAUUUUAUCUUAAAAACCAGAUAAACGUUGCUGUUUUAAAAUUGAGGGAAGUUGGUGAACUAAUGAAACUAGAGCAGAAAUGGUGGUACUCUAAAGGAGAAUGCGGUGUGGACACAAAGGAUGCCAAAACUAGCGCUUUGACAUUGAGUAAUGUAUCUGGGGUAUUUCAUAUUUUGAUCGGAGGUCUUUUGCUUGCGAUGGUAAUGGCCCUUUGUGAAUAUCUUCUACACCAACGCCUUAGGAAUUUGAAGAAGAAAUCACGUGAAAACAAGCUAUUAAAAGCUCAGAAAAAUCACCAAGCUGUCCGCAUCGUAAAGAAAGAACCUCUUGAAGCUCUAAAAGAUGCGGGGUACGCCGAGAGAGAAAGCCCCAUGUUCACUUACCCAUCGCCUGGUUCCACCACGGCAGCGUCUGCGCAUCUUGUCACAUUUGAUAACACAAAAUACAGCUUCACCUCAAGUCCAGACCAUUGACAUACGGACUAUGCAGGCCAUUCACUUAACAUUAAACGAGAGGUGAUAGAUAUUGUCUGGCAGUGACCUGACAAUGUGGCUGUUUACUGAGGAUUAAUGAAACAACAUAUGGAGUGUUCAUUAAAGGAAACCUUUGCAAAAGUUCUAGUGAAAAGUGACAUACUGCAGCAAACUUAGCAUGUUCUUAAGAUCAAACUACGUGACGAAAACUUCUGUACUUUAUCAUACGAGUUGUUGUGAUACGGACAACACGAUGGCAAUCCUAAACGGUAAAAAUAGUUUGGUUUAAAAACGUUUAGUGCUACACGAGAUAGGAGAGGCAAGAAUAUUAGCAAGUAGAAUAACCAAAUUAUAAUUUACCCCAACUGUAUUUUGACAGUGUUUUGUUUUGAAUUUUAAGUGGUUAUCAAUGUUUUUAGAAUACUAGUAACCUAUUAAUAAAUAUAUUAAUUAUCAAUAAUUAUUGAUAUUGAUAACGUGUAUGUUUCGUAUCGAAUGCUUGUAAUGUUUUGAAAGUGCUUGCAAUAGUGAAAAUUGGAAUAUUGAAUAUGUGUGUGAAGAAUGUUUUAAUUAUAUGCUAAUAUUUUAAUAAUAUUAAGGAAUUCGUAAGUCUUGACUCUAUAUCGAUUUGAUGUUAUAAUUUGUUUAUAUAACUAUGAAUUUGUUAAUAAAAUAUUUA
Molecule: messenger RNA, 3906 nt
Organism: Mya arenaria
Lineage: Eukaryota; Metazoa; Mollusca; Bivalvia; Myida; Myidae
Product: glutamate receptor 2-like
Exons: 19
Coding region: 417-3227 (936 amino acids)
Biological process (GO): monoatomic ion transport; modulation of chemical synaptic transmission; synaptic transmission, glutamatergic
Cellular component (GO): postsynaptic membrane; plasma membrane
Molecular function (GO): transmitter-gated monoatomic ion channel activity involved in regulation of postsynaptic membrane potential; glutamate-gated receptor activity
Source: RefSeq, a predicted model, not a curated record